Molecule: messenger RNA, 920 nt
Organism: Culicoides brevitarsis
Lineage: Eukaryota; Metazoa; Arthropoda; Insecta; Diptera; Ceratopogonidae
Exons: 4
Coding region: 178-753 (191 amino acids)
Biological process (GO): copper ion transmembrane transport
Cellular component (GO): plasma membrane
Molecular function (GO): copper ion transmembrane transporter activity
Source: RefSeq, a predicted model, not a curated record
CAUUGUCCAAAUCCAUUCAGUAUCGUACGUGAAUUGCUGCGAACAAGAAGAAUUGUAGUUAAAUGUACGAGCGAUUUCAAGGUUUUUAAGUACCUAUCUUGCCUGAUUGGCACAAAAAAUACUCUCAAAUCACAAACCAGUCACUGUUUGAACGAGAAAAGAUAAACUUCCCCAAAAAUGAUGCACAUGUCCUUUUGGUGGGGUUACGACCUCGGAGACUUUUUCUUCAAAGGUCUCGUGAUCGACACGUCGGGCAAGAUGAUCGCUCUGUGUGCCGUUCUCAUGAUCCUGUCGAUCCUCUUCGAAGCCAUGAAAGUCCACAAUGCUCAACAAAAGGCGAAAGCGGCGCGAGAACUUCAAACGCGAGCCACACAAGAUGCCAGCAGCGAUAGUCCCUUACUGAGCAUGGAGCCGGUCAGCAGCAGGGGAUCUCGUGCAUGCAUUAGCAAAGCAAUGAAAGGCUUGAAAGAAGGAAUUUUCUUUUUGUUCCAAAAUGGCCUUGGAUACGCGUUGAUGUUGUCUGUGAUGUUGUACAAUGGAUUUUUGUUUAUUGCUGUCGUUGGAGGAAUGACAAUUGGCUAUCUCCUGUUUGGUCAUAUCUCGAUGAAAAUCAACAUGGAAAAUGUGCGUGCAGUUCAGUCGAAAGUUGUUUGCAGUUCAAGGAGUCCCGAUGGAGCAAGUCUUUCAUCAACCUUACCCAGUGUUUCAGAACAGCCAUUGAGAUACGGAGAAGGAACAUCUCGUAACACGUAAAAAAAAAAAAAAAAAAUUUAGUGUCGACCACUAAAAAAAGGCAAUUUUGUGAAUUCUAAAUAUAAAAAUUUUUAAAUAAUUUACCACGAAAAUAAUUUUUAAGUUUAAUUUUUAAGAUUUAUUACAAAAAAUUUUUAAACAUUAUUUUUUUAUUUUAUACCAACCAG